Rotaria sordida is the source of this 621-nucleotide messenger RNA. Lineage: Eukaryota; Metazoa; Rotifera; Eurotatoria; Philodinida; Philodinidae. The record is from the annotation of a GenBank genome assembly.
AUGGCACGAGAACGAAAGCAAGAUUCUACUUGGGAUGAAAUUGAUAAAUUACUUGACGACGAAGAAUUUUGUGGAGACAUAGAAGCAUUGAAUGACAAUAUAGGUAUUACUGUUCACUCAUCAGCACCGACGACACCGGAUCCUUUAAAUACUGCUUUUAUUGAGGAGACUAACCUCAAUGACCAUCAACAAAGUAAUUUAUCUCAACAACAAAGUGGUUUAUCUCAACAACAACAACAACAAAGUAAUUUAUCUCAACAACAAAGUAGUUUAUCUCAACAACAAAGUCAAACUACAAAUGAUGCAUCAGCCAUCCUUCGUGAGUUGGUGGAAAUAACAACUGAGCAUAAACAAAACAAUCCAUCUGUAUCAACAACAACAACAACAACAACAACAAGAACAAAAGAAAACUUGGUCGAAAUAGUUGAUCGAUCACCAUCAUCAACAUCUCGUACGAUCGACCUACGUACACCGACAUCAAAUACAAUCGAUCUUUACACACCGACACCAAGUACAAUCGAUCUUUGUACACCUGUACCAAUUCCGAUCGAUUUAUGCUCACCUGAACUGGCAUCCAACACUAACACUACAGACUCACCAGUUCAUUUAAGUCCAAGAUAA